Messenger RNA from Hyaena hyaena (striped hyena), 998 nucleotides. RefSeq names its product N-ribosyldihydronicotinamide:quinone reductase 2 (gene NQO2). Gene Ontology annotation, molecular function: NAD(P)H dehydrogenase (quinone) activity. The transcript is spliced from 6 exons. The record is from RefSeq and is a predicted model, not a curated record. NCBI's taxonomy places the organism in Eukaryota, Metazoa, Chordata, Mammalia, Carnivora, Hyaenidae. Gene Ontology annotation, cellular component: cytosol. The coding region runs from base 322 to 903 and encodes 193 amino acids.
GCCGGCGCCAGUCCACGCGGCCCGGCCGGCGCACAGCGCAGCCGCGGCUCUGCGCCCCGAGGGCGCGUGCGAGUGCGUGUCCCCGCGCGGCCGGAACCCGGGCUCGGACGCCUAGGGCUUCGCUCCGCAAGGCUGAAGGCUGAGUCCUGCCGCUGAUUCUCCGCCAAAGGCUGCGCUGCCCGCAGAAUUGUCGGGGUCACUGAGGAGAGGGACUACAGCUGAAAGCCUGGGGCUUGCCACAGCGCAUCCUUCUGUGCCAGGAUUAACAGCAGACCCUCCCUUUGGCAGUGGUCAGAGGGGACGAACCCAUCUUCUUAGGACAUGGCAGGCAAGAAAGUGCUCAUUGUCUAUGCGCACCAAGAACCCAGGUCUUUCAAUGGAUCCUUGAAGAAAGUGGCUGUGGAUGAACUCAGCGCACAGGGCUGUACCGUCACUGUUUCUGACCUGUAUGCCAUGGACUUUGAGCCAAGGGCCACCAGGAAGGAUAUCACUGGUGCUGUUUCUAAUCCCAAGUCCUUCAAUUAUGGGGUGGAAGCAUAUGAAGCCUUUAAGAAGGGGGCUCUGACCAGUGACAUAAUUGACGAGCAGAAAAAGGUUCUAGAAGCUGAUCUAGUGAUAUUUCAGAACAAGUUGGCCCUCGUUUCAUUAACCACGGGGAGCACAUCCGAGAUGUACAUGAAAACCGGAGUCAGCGGAGAUUAUCGAUACUUCCUGUGGCCCCUCCAGCAUGGUACCUUGCACUUCUGUGGAUUUAAAGUCCUUGCCCCUCAGAUCAGCUUUGCUCCCGAGAUUGCAUCCGAAGAAGAAAGAAAGGCAAUGGUGGCCUCCUGGGCCCAGAGGCUGAAAACCAUCUGGGAGGAAGAGCCCAUCGACUGCACGCCGCCUUGGUACUUCGGGCAGUAACGCUUGGUGCAUCCACAUCACAGAAGCAGCGCACCGGGAGCUGCAAGCACAUGCCCAGGCAGCAGGAUUUUAUAAUAAAACAAGGUCACAGCAGA